AUGGCAGGAGAUUUAGAUCUUGGGUUCUGGCGGAAAGUAGUCCCGCAGGUGUGUCGAAGGGAGCCCGCUGUCUGGGAUGCCGUGAACGCCAUCAGCGCACUGUUCGAGAGUCCCGAUCCAUGCCUAGAUCCAGUUUUCUUGCGUCGAAAUCCUGAGAUGUUCCAGGCUCUCGAUCAAAGCCACCAGGAUGCGCUUACUUGGUACUCGCGGUCCUUAUCCACGAUUCGGAGCCAGAUCGACCGGGGGACUGUCGACACGCACACGGCCUUGGUAAGCUGCGUGCUGUUUGUCUGCAUUGAGACUCUCCAAGGUCAUGUGGAAUCGGCAUUAGAGUUAUAUCGACAGGGCGAAACCCUCAUCCUGGAUCUACUCAACAGGGGUAUCGGGAGGAGGAUGUCUAUAGCGGAAUCGACCUUUCUCAAAGAAACAGCCAUUCCUCUCUUUCUACGAUUAGGGACCAUUGCUCUUUCCAUUUCAGGUGUUCCCCCAAGUCGUCUCAUCGGCACUCACGAUAUUAUGGUAGGAAAUCAAUUUGCUUCCCUCGACUCCGCCCGAGCGGCUCUCACACCCCUUGUUUCCGAAAUUAUGCUUUUCCAGCGGGCCGCAGAGGAGCAUGUAUUAGCUGUCGGUGGCGAGUUACAUGUAGCCGGGGAACUUUUCGCUCAACAGAAAGCUCUGGUAGCACGAAUUGAAGACUGGCAUUGUGCCUUCCAGCGAUUGCUUACAUCCGCUCAAAAGCCACGGGAUAGCGCAGCUGCCAACCUUCUGACAUACUAUGCCGCCGCCAAAAUUCUCGUCUCGGUCUGUCUGGCAUCAGAUGAAGCAAUUUAUGAUGCACACCUAUCCGACUUUCAGACUAUCGUUAAUCAGGCUGAAAUAGCUCUGGAGCUGUCGGCCGGGUUGAAUGGUGCUCAGCCGCCAUUUACAUUCGAGAUGGGAGCGGGUCUGCCACUUUUCCUAGCAGCAAUGAAGUGUCGCCAUCGUGCUAUCCGAGCAAAAGCUUUGCAGCUGUUGCGCAAAUCUCCCCAGGUACAGGGAUUUUACAAAUGCACUCCUGGUGCAGCUUUGGCUCAAGGGAUUGCAGAAAUGGAGGAGGGCCUUAGCAGUACUAUGCUAAGCCCCGAUCGUCACACAGACGCAAUGAGUCCAGCCUCCACAAUCACUGCAGAUGAGAAUGUUUCUAACACCCUCGGUCGUUCUUUGACAAAAACGCCAGAUUCGGAACGUCCAGGAGUACCCAGGACCCCUCCGCAGUCUCCAAAUAGCGUCUUUUCAAGCCCGAUGAUCAUUCCCAAUCAAGCUCGAAUCAAAUUCGUUGGCAUGUUUAGACCACAAGACACUCCAUGGCACGUGGGAAAUCAUGACCUUUCGAAGUGGAAGCGGGGACCAGAUCAACUCUACAUGAAGUUUAUGCUGUAUCGAUAUGAUAUAACCAGCGGACUAUGGGAGUGGGUUGACGACGUCGUGCCGGUAGACUAUUGA
This is a messenger RNA of Aspergillus melleus, 1482 nucleotides long. RefSeq lists its product as uncharacterized. NCBI's taxonomy places the organism in Eukaryota, Fungi, Ascomycota, Eurotiomycetes, Eurotiales, Aspergillaceae. The record is from RefSeq and is a predicted model, not a curated record. The transcript has a single exon. The coding region runs from base 1 to 1482 and encodes 493 amino acids.